GUUAGUAGUGGAAGUGGAUGAAGCAACUGUUCAAUUAAAACGCUGUAAGUUUAAUACGCACAAUACGCGAAUCAACAGUGUUGUUUUUAUUGUUUUGCAUGUACAUAUCGUCACGAUCAAGUGAGCAGUGGUUUGGUUUAAGGGGACCGUGCAUAAAGGAUGGUCAGAAUUUUGACCAGCAUCUUUUUAGUUAAUUGUGACUAUUUUAUUUUCAAUCCCAUAAUUAACAGGUUGUCUUGGCGCCUUAAACUAGUGAUAUUCUUAAUGUAUUGCCUCCCCACUGAGCGAGAGGAAAUCAUUGCCGUGAGAAUUUCUAUUUCUCAAUAACGUGGCCCACUUUUCAUGCAGUUUAGUUUAUGUGCAUACACGCGGUGUGUGUGUCUCUCUCUCUCUCAUUCUGCAAAUUUACUCUAAACGGAUCGAUACUUUCCCGGAAGGGUGUUGAGUUUAGUGGUUGUGUAGGAUAUCCGGGUAUCCACGGGAAUACAUACAUAUUCAGUUCGGGAGAGAAACAGACAGACAGAGACUGGUCUGGUCGAGUUGGGAGAAUUGUUUAUUUAUUUAACAAAACGGCUUACUUUUUUUAAGGAAUUUUAAUAAAAUUUGGGAAUAAAUUCUUUGGGAUGGAUUGAUAGUGGAGUGUUUUAGUUUGAAGUUAAGGGGGAAUUAGUGGGGGUGGUGUUUUAGCGUGUGUGUGGAGGAGGGGGGAUUGAGGAUGAGUGGGUGUGGCGCUGUUUUGGGGGAGGAGGAAUUUAUCGCGGCGCUCGAUGUGGGAACGACUACGGUGAAGUGUUUAAUAUUCGAUAAGGCUGCAAGAGUCAGGGGACAGGAGGCGACGCCGAUCCGAAUUGAAUAUCCGAAACCGAGAUGGGUGGAAAUGGACCCCGACGCCUUGUGGGAUAAUGUCGUCUACGUGUUACGUGGUGCUAUACAGGACGCUGGAAUUUCGCCGGGAAAGUUGAGAUGCAUGUCGAUCACGACGCAGAGAUCCUCAUUCCUUUUCUGGGACGCCAAUAAUAACACGCCCAUCACCAAAAUUAUCAGUUGGAAGGACCUCCGCGCCACAGAGUUGGUGCGACGGUGGAACACGUGCCUUUACAUCAGAUCAUUCCGACUUCUGUGUAAAUUCCUCUAUUCGAUUACAAAAAACAAGCGUUACUUGUCGGGUUCCGUGUUGCGCGUGAUGAAUGAACUCGUCGUUAUCAGACUGCUUUGGGUGCUCGAAAACGUGCCCGGCAUCCGCGAAAAAAUCGCCCUUAAUCAAGUCAAGUUCGGAACCCUGGACACUUUUAUAAUUCACAAGUUAACGAAUGGAGAGAAACACGUGACUGAUUUUAGCAACGCGUGCGUAUCCGGGUUUUUCGAUCCUUUCGUUCUAAGCUAUGCCGAGUGGGCACUGAAAAUGUAUCGCAUUCCGUCCUCCAUCCUGCCAAAGUUGGUCCCAAGUUGUGGACCGCAUUUUGGAAAUUGUCGAAUAUUCCCUGGUUUCGAAGUUCCAAUCUUGGCCUCAGUUGCGGACCAAUCUGCCUCCAUGUUCGUCGGGGGAUGGGGAAAGGGGGCCGUGAAAGUGACCUUGGGAACGGGCGCGUUUCUCGACGUGAACACGGGUACUCGGCCGCACUCUGGCGUGGGGGGAAUUUAUCCGCUCGUUGGGUGGAAAUAUGGCGCGGAAAUCGCUUACAUUGCAGAAGGACAGAGUAAAGAUAACGGAAAUCUGGUCGAGUGGGGGAGAACAAUUGGCUUGUACAAUUCCGUCGCGGAGUCGAGCACAGUUGCCGAAUCGGUGGAGGAUACGAACGAUGCUUAUUUUAUCCCGGCGUUUAGCGGACUUCAGGCGCCUUAUAACGACAUGACGGCUACAUCAGGGUUCUUCGGAAUGAGUCCCACAACGACGAAGGCCCAUUUGGCCAGGGCCCUACUCGAAAGUUUGGCCUUCAGGGUGGCCCAGUUGCUCAAUAUUUUGCAAAGAGAAGCGUCCGACAUUGAAUUUGACCACAUUAAGGUAGACGGUGGCGUUGCGAAUAAUGAUUUUGUCCUCCAAACUAUCGCGGAUUUGACGGGAAAACCAGUAAUUCGUCCGGUUUGCAGGGAUAUGACCGCGUUGGGGUGUGCCUUCAUGGCCGGCGUGAAUUGUGGAUUCUGGAGUUCACGAGAAGACCUCCUCCAGUUUUACCGAGUGGAGCGUAUCUUUCACGGUGUGGAGGACGGGGUGCGAAUUCAGGUCCGUUUCGCCGAGUGGGAGCGUGCAUUGGAACGAUUCCUUAAGUGGAGAGAGAUCAAGGAGCCGUCCUGAUGGAAGGCCGCCCUCGCGGCCACCUUACUCAUGGCCGUGCUAAUCAUGAUAGGCUUCUUCAUGGGGGAAAUGUUUUCGCAGCUGGGGGGAAAUUUGGAGUUUUGGGAAUAAAUUGUGUUUUUUUGCACGUGAUUUGCACGAUCGAAUAUCUAAUAUUUUUUUUGUAAUUCAUUGGAGUGUAUAAGUAAAUUUAUUUAUUACCCUUUGCAUAUUAAAAUAGAUAUGGUGAAAUUCGUUAAAUUUCUUUACAUGUGAAAAUUUUCAAUAGAUUUUGCAGAACAAAUUUUUUUGCAAAAAAUGGUUUGCUACAUAAGUAUUGUGCAGGUACAUAGAUUUUAGCACAAUUGUGCAGCAGAGCAUUGGCAAUCCGCACUUGCAAUGUGAUUCAUCAAAACGCUUUUUGAAAUGCCGAAAUUUGACUAACCUAAAUGAGUUAUGAUUAAUAAGGUGAAAUUCUGAGAUAUCCGAAUUUUGUCGUGAGUACGGCCAUUACAAUAUAAAUAUAUAGAUUUUUUCUUUUUUACUUAUUUAUGGGUUUAAGUUUUGAAUUUCUAUUAUGUAAAUCUGAAAUGAGCUUGUACAUAAAUAUGUUAAAGCUAUAAAUUAUUGAUAACGCUUUCUUAAAAAUAAUGUAACACUUUUAAAAAAAAUUACUCGUAAUUCUAAGUUAAGCAAACUUAACCAAAUACAAAGUAACAUUAUGUAACUUGAUCAAUAAAGAACAAAGUUUACUCUG
Messenger RNA from Folsomia candida, 3029 nucleotides. RefSeq names its product putative glycerol kinase 5. The record is from RefSeq and is a predicted model, not a curated record. Gene Ontology annotation, cellular component: mitochondrion. Lineage: Eukaryota; Metazoa; Arthropoda; Collembola; Entomobryomorpha; Isotomidae. Gene Ontology annotation, biological process: triglyceride metabolic process; glycerol-3-phosphate biosynthetic process; glycerol metabolic process. Gene Ontology annotation, molecular function: glycerol kinase activity.